This is a messenger RNA of Suncus etruscus (white-toothed pygmy shrew), 2739 nucleotides long. It is a transcript of the gene FLVCR2, whose product is annotated as FLVCR heme transporter 2. Gene Ontology annotation, cellular component: membrane. Gene Ontology annotation, biological process: heme export; transmembrane transport. Lineage: Eukaryota; Metazoa; Chordata; Mammalia; Eulipotyphla; Soricidae. Bases 27 to 1658 code for a protein of 543 amino acids. Gene Ontology annotation, molecular function: heme binding; heme transmembrane transporter activity. The transcript has 10 exons. The record is from RefSeq and is a predicted model, not a curated record.
UCCCAGCACCCGAAGCCACUGUGGUCAUGGUGAAUGAAGGUAUCAACCACCGGGAGGACGAUGGCACCCCGUCCCAGGAGUCCAUCCUCCGGCCACACAUCAGCGUCUCCGACCAGCCCAGCGUCUCCAUAGACCCCAGCGUCUCCGACCACCCCAGCGUCUCCAUCAACCCCAGCGUCUCCAUCUAUCCCAGCGUCUCUGAGCAACCCGGCGGCUCGGCACACCCCAGUACCUUGGCGCAGCCUGCCGGCCUGGACCCCACCACCGGUGGCCCAGACAACCUGGGCGUCAUCAAGGUGACCAGACGCCGCUGGGCGGUGGUCCUGGUGUUCAGCUGUUACUCCUUGUGCAACGCCUUCCAGUGGAUCCAGUACAGCUCCAUCAGCAACAUCUUCAUGCACUUCUACGGCGUCAGCGCCUUAGCCAUCGACUGGCUGUCCAUGUGUUACAUGCUGACCUACAUCCCUCUCCUCCUGCCCGUGGCCUGGCUGCUGGAGAAAUUCGGUCUGCGCACCAUCGCGCUCACCGGCUCCGCGCUCAACUGCCUGGGGGCCUGGGUGAAGCUGGGCAGCCUCAAGCCCCAUCUCUUCCCCGUCACCGUGCUGGGCCAGGUUAUCUGCUCCGUGGCGCAGGUCUUCAUCCUGGGCAUGCCCUCCCGCCUGGCUUCCGUCUGGUUCGGGGCCAAUGAGGUCUCCACCGCCUGCUCCGUGGCUGUCUUUGGCAAUCAGCUUGGAAUUGCGAUUGGAUUUUUGGUCCCUCCUGUUCUGGUGCCCAAUAUCAAUGACCAAGAACAACUUGCCUACCAUAUCAGCAUCAUGUUCUACAUAAUAGGAGGUGUAGCCACUCUGCUUUUCAUCCUUGUCAUCAUUGUAUUCAAGGAGAAGCCAAAACAUCCUCCCAGCAGGGCCCAGUCCAUGAGCUAUGCCCUGGCAAGCCCUGAUGCUUCAUACCUACAUGCCAUCAUGCGACUCUUCAAAAACCUCAACUUCGUGCUGCUGGUCAUCACAUAUGGUCUGAAUGCUGGUGUGUUUUAUGCCUUAUCCACCCUGCUGAACCGCGUGGUCGUCAUGCACUUCCCGGGGGAAGAAGUAAAUGCUGGAAGAAUCGGCCUGACCAUCAUCAUUGCAGGCAUGUUUGGUGCCAUGAUUGCGGGGCUAUGGCUAGACAAGUCCAAAACCUACAAGGAGACCACCCUGGCGGUGUAUAUCAUGACUGUGUUGGGCAUGGUGGUGUACACCUUGACCUUGGACCUAGGGCACCUGUGGGUCGUGUUUGUUACCGCAGGCACCAUGGGCUUCUUUAUGACGGGCUAUCUCCCGCUGGGAUUUGAGUUUGCUGUGGAGCUGACCUACCCGGAAUCCGAAGGCAUGUCCUCAGGCCUCCUCAACGUGUCUGCCCAGGUAUUUGGGAUCAUCUUCACCAUCUCCCAGGGCCAAAUCAUUGAUAAAUAUGGGACCUUGCAUGGAAACAUCUUUCUGUGCGUGUUCCUCACCUUGGGAGCAUUCCUCACAGUUUUUAUUAGGGCAGAUCUUCGGAGGCAGAAAGCGAACAAAGAAACUCCUGAGAGUAAACUCCAGGACACUGAUGAGGAGGCGGCGGUGGUGGAGGAGGUGAACAUCAGCAAAGUGCCCAUCACAAUAUCUGAGGAGAAACUCUGAGGGGCAUCCGGCGGCAACUCAGGGACCCAGAGAGCAGCCCGUCCCUGUGUUGAAGAGCCUCCUCAAUGCCCACACAGAGGUCUUCUGGGGACCAGCUUCUGGAGGGAAUUGGCUGAAUAUUUGUGGCCUGGAGGGCAGUGCUUCUUCCUCCUGGAACCCCCUUAGGUGCUGGCGGGGCCUUGUUGGGGAGAAUGGCAUCUUUCUCCAAAUGCAGAUGGCUAGUCCCUUCCCAAGGGAUGUGAGUGGUGUGUGGAGGCUUUGGACUUAGUCCUGGCUCCAAGCCCUGGUGCCCUGCCUCUGUCCCUCUGCAGGCCCUCCCUCAUGAAGAAAACCAGCCAAAUUUUCAUGGAAAGAGAGCCUAUUCAGGAGAUCAACUUUUUCUAGUGUUUUCAUACCCUGACCCCAUUCCACAGAGUAGCACAGUGGCUGCUCUGGACCAGGGUUAUGCUUGGAUCACCACUGAUGUUCCGUGGGCUAGAAAGGUCCACCUACCCCCAGAAUCAACCCAUCAGGGCUCUGGGCCUCGAUUUUCCUGGCUUUAUAUAAGGGGGUUCAACUCUCCAAACCCCUUUUCCUAAGAGCUGAUGGGAGCAAACCUCAAUAAACUGGACAAAUACUCUAUGGCCGUCUUGAAGGAGAAAUGGACUAUGGAGAGUGGCCUCCAUGCUGGGGAUGUCCUUGGAGUGUGGGGAAGGCUGAAACUGGGGCUUCUCUGGGCCCCGAGAAGGUUCUUUGUUACAGCAGUCCCUGCCCAAGCAUUGUGCUUCAUGAACCAAGGACUCAUUACUGGUUCCUGCUGCUGGCAGUCUCUACUGACAGCUCUCUGAGACUCUCCACCCAGCCCAGAAAACAAGAUGGCCCUUGGAGCAGGAAUAUAGGCUGUGUGGCUCAGGUAUAUUCCACCUCUUGUGGGGCAGCUAUCCCUUCUAGCAAUCUCCUCACUUACCCUUCCAUCAGUGGAACCAUACCUCACUUGCUAGUUGGCUCUUCUCUUGGGGUCCUCCUGAAAAGAAGACAUCUAGGUCCCUUCUCCAGGUCAUUGGCACUCUGACUGACCACGGUCACCAUGCUGGACCAGGUG